Molecule: messenger RNA, 2731 nt
Organism: Culex pipiens pallens (northern house mosquito)
Lineage: Eukaryota; Metazoa; Arthropoda; Insecta; Diptera; Culicidae
Exons: 4
Coding region: 49-2490 (813 amino acids)
Cellular component (GO): nucleus
Molecular function (GO): DNA binding
Source: RefSeq, a predicted model, not a curated record
CCGAGGAGCAGCACAACUUCCAACGCCGGAACCGGAGUAAAUACCAAGAUGGAUGGCCACAUGCUUGACCCGAGAGGCAGCGCAGCUUCCGCCGCCGGAGCCGGAAUGAACACCGUGAUGGGUGGCCACAUGUUUACCCCGAGAAGCAGCGCAGCUUCCGCCGCCGGAGCCGGAGCGAAUGCUUACCUUCAUGGAUUGGCGGAACUCUUGAACACUAACAACUGUCCAGCUCAAGCCCGACUUCCUGGCGGCCACGGGUUGCCCCCGAGAGACAGCGCAUCCUACGCCAUCACUGAUCACCACUCUCAACUAUCGCUAAUCCCGAUACCGGAAGAAGAACUUCCCAGUAGCAGCGCUGGCACGCGUGCCUCGAACCCGUUGAGUGAGGAAGAUGACGAAAAACGUGUUGAACAGGUUCAGAACAAAGACGCUAAAUAUUCCAAGGAGACCCUUGAGCUUGUGCUUGAAAAGGUCACAAGUGGUGUGUUGACCACGUACAUGGCGAGUAAGGAGUACGGCAUCCCGCGUGGAACAAUUCAGUUCCGAUUGGGUGAUAAGUGUAAACACCAGGAGAGGCCUGGCCCACCGACGACGCUUACCGCGGAAGAAGAACAGACACUCGUCACGUGGCUGUUCGAGAUGCAGCGGAAAGGGUUCCCCGUGACAGCUGCAGGACUCCAAGAGAAAGUGUCCCUUUUCAUCAAAGCCUCUCCGCGGCCAAACCGUUUCAAGGAAGGAGUCCCCGGCAAGAAUUGGGUGGUGGGCUUUCUAAAGCGCCAUCCCGAUAUCGCAGUUCGAACGCCGGAAGGUGUUUCGGCGGCAAGCGCACGCGUUUCUGAAGGUGAUUUACGUGGCUGGUUCAGCAAUGUGUUGACUUACGCGAUCGCUGAACGCUUGAUGGAAGCGAUGAAAGACCCGCAGCGGAAGGUGAACGGGGACGAGAUUGGUUUUUAUUUAUUCCAUCUGGCGAAAAAAGUCCUGGCGAAGCGAGGUAGCAGGGACGUAAUGAUGGUUGAGGCCGGAGACCCGAAGAAAAACAUAACUGUUUUGUUUUGCUUUUCCGCCGAUGGGGAUUAUUUCCCGCCGAUUGUGGUUUUGCCAUACGAGCGAUUUCCGCCAGAUGUUAUCCAAAGCUAUCCAGGAAGCUGGGGCCUCGGCAAAACAAAAAGCGGAUGGAUGGACACAAAAAAAUUCGUGCUAUACAUUCAGAAGGUUUUGUACCCUGCCCUGGUCCGAAAAAGGGUGACGUUUCCGGUACUCUUCUUCGUCGAUGGACAUCGUUCUCACACAGCCUUUGCCGCGGCGGAUGCGUGCCUAAAGCUGGGGAUAGUGCUGAUAGCACUUUAUCCCAACGCAACCAGAAUCAUUCAACCUGCCGAUGUGGGAAUAUUCGGUCCACUCAAGCAAUCCUGGAGGAAAAUCUUGGCUCGAAUGCCGCCGAACGAAGCCGUAACGGUUAAAACCUUUGCCGACAAGCUGCUCCCGGCAAUGAAUGAAGCUUUCAAGCCGGAAACGAUCAAGGCUGCAUUUAAAGUAUGCGGCAUUGAACCAUUCGAUCCAAAUGCACCAAACUACACGAAAUGUUUGGCCAAGUCCUCAGAGAUACUCCAAACAUUUCCUGGCUUGAACGAAAAUCCAACUCGAGGACCAAAUCAAGCAUUGGCCAACUCUUCCAGCGUGUACUCAUCCACACCAGCCACAACCGAGUCGAUUAGGCCACCAGUCCAAUCGCCGCUUCCAGAAUUGGUCGAUUCGGCCAGAUUGACGAUCCCUGAAGGCAGAUUCUACGACGUCGCGAUGGACGACGCGAACGUGGCACCAGUCCAAUCGCCGCUUCCGGAAUUGGUCGAUUCGGCCAGAUUGACGAUCCCUGAAGGCAGAUUCUACGACGUCGCGAUGGACGACGCGAACGUGGCACCAGUCCAAUCGCCGCUUCCGGAAUCGGUCGAUUCGGCCAGAUUGACGAUCCCUGAAGGCAGAUUCUACGACGUCACGAUGGACGACGUGAACGUGGCACCAGUCCAAUCGCCGCUUCCGGAAUCGGUCGAUUCGACCAGAUUGACGAUACCUGAAGGCAGAUUCUACGACGUCACGAUGGACGACGCGAACGUGGCACCAGUCCAGUCGACAUACCGUUUGGAUCCAGAACUGGUCGAUUCGGGCAUCGUGUACUUCCCCGAAGACGUGACCAGUAGCGUUGUCGACGAGACAAACAUGACGCCGGUAGCGGAACCAACUCUGCCUCUACAGGAUCAAACUAAUACCAGGCCGAUAAGUAUCGCUGACUUCCUCACCACACCUCCAACCCCUAAGAGGAAAGGCAAACAUAUAAACUAUAAAAUCCGGACUAAUCCUAUCUUAACGGCUGCUGAGAGGAUGGAAGAACUCAGAGAAAAUGAACGACAAAAGGAACAGGCCAAGCAGCAAAAACUUGAGAAUGCUCGCAAACGCGAGCAAAAAAGGGCAGAUAAAGAAGUAGAUAAGAGAUAGCGUGAGGAGACCAGGGCAAGAAAGAAGGAAGAGAGAAAAGAGUGGAUGGCUCUUAAGGAAGCGCUAAGAGUCCGCAAGCAAAAGGAAAGACAAGAAAAGCAGGAAGCUAAAAAGAAAGCGAAGCAGUCUCCAGACGAAUCUUAUGUACGGCUACGUUGAAAACCCACCAUUGCAGAACAAGAAGUAAUAUCCCAAUAAUAUCACUAAUAUUUUAAUCAAUAAGACACCUUCAAGAAACAAC